AUGUACUGCCUCCAGUGGCUGCUGCCUGUCCUCCUCAUCCCCAAGCCCCUCAACCCCGCCCUGUGGUUCAGCCACUCCAUGUUCAUGGGCUUCUACCUGCUCAGCUUUCUCCUGGAACGGAAGCCUUGCACAAUCUGUGCCUUGGUUUUCCUGGCAGCCCUGUUCCUUAUCUGUUAUAGCUGCUGGGGAGACUGUUUCCUGUACCACUACACUGAUUCCCCACUUCCAGAUUCAGCACACAACCCUGGUGUUGUGGGUACCUAA
Messenger RNA from Octodon degus (degu), 264 nucleotides. RefSeq names its product bladder cancer-associated protein-like. The transcript has a single exon. The record is from RefSeq and is a predicted model, not a curated record. Lineage: Eukaryota; Metazoa; Chordata; Mammalia; Rodentia; Octodontidae. Bases 1 to 264 code for a protein of 87 amino acids.